This is a messenger RNA of Penaeus monodon (black tiger shrimp), 2391 nucleotides long. RefSeq names its product probable maltase-glucoamylase 2. The transcript has 6 exons. Bases 32 to 1933 code for a protein of 633 amino acids. NCBI's taxonomy places the organism in Eukaryota, Metazoa, Arthropoda, Malacostraca, Decapoda, Penaeidae. The record is from RefSeq and is a predicted model, not a curated record.
GUUGCUCACCUGACGAGUGUUGCUAUCAGACAUGCGUCGCAGCGAAAUCGCCAUGAUUCUCUCCUGGCUUUGUCUGGCACUCUUUGUGUCCGUUGGGACAACCACAACUGAGCCAGAUACAACCACAACUGAGCCAGAUACAACCACAACUGGGCCGGAUACAACCACAACUGAGCCGGAUACAAGCACAACUGGGUCGGAUACAACCACAACUGGGUCGGAUACAACCACAACUGUGCCGGAUACAACCACAACUGAGCCGGAUACAACCACAACUGAAGUAGGAACGGCAACAUCUGAAGUAGGAACGGCCACAACUCAACCAGAUGUAACCACACUUGUCGUAGGAACAACCACACCCACGCCAUCGAUCGACGACCAAAUUCAGGCGCUUCAAGUGCAGAUUGAUCAACUGACUGCGCAAACACAGGCCCUUCUUGAAAAGAUAACUAGUCUCAAGGUGCUCCAAAUGGGCCUCAGUAGGUUGUUUGACCUGCUCUCCGGUGGUGUAAGGCGGAAGAGGUCAAUUACAGACCCUGACAUCAGCGUUAGUGGCGGCGUCAUGAUGAUCAUCCCCGUCUGUACUGUCCCUACCUCCGCCUGGGCUGGAUCUCCUGACAAUGUGCUGACGAGAGUCCUGCUCCGGAUCAUAGCGGACAUUGCAGCCGCGAGCAACGAUGAAAUCACGUGCUUUAAGAAUGUCAUUGUGGAGUUCUCUACUCUACUGAUAAAUGGUGAUAUCAGUUUUGACCUGUCCAGCUUAGAAGGUCUGGAAAGCAAAAUAUCAACGGCGAAUGAAACCAUUACGCCACUGAUUGACGAUCUUUCAAGCGAUCUAGACUCUCUGAACGAUCAGGUCCGAGCCUUAUCUAAUCUAAUUGAGGAACUGCGAAAUGAUCAAUAUGAAGAUAUAACCCCAACUGGGCCGGAUACAACCACAACUGAGCCGGAUACAACCACAAUUGGGUCGGAUACAAUCACAACUGAGCCGGAUACAACCACAACUGUGCCGGAUACAACCACAACUGAAGUAGGAACGGCAACAUCUGAAGUAGGAACGGCCACAACUCAGCCGGAUGCAACCACAGCUGAAGUAGGAACAACUCUGCCAGAUGUAACCACACUUGUCGUAGGAACAACCACACCCACGCCAUCGAUCGACGAACAAUUGCAGGCGCUUCAAGUGCAGAUUGAUCAACUGACUGCGCAAACACAGGCCCUUCUUGAAAAGAUAACUUGUCUCAAGGGGCUCCAACUGGCCCUCAGUAGGUUGUUUGGCCUGCUCUCCGGUGGUGUAAGGCGGAAGAGGUCAAUUACAGACCCUGACAUCAGCGUUAGUGACGGCAUCAUGAUAGUCAUCCCCGUCUGUACUAUCGCUGACUCCACCUGGUUUGCAUCUCCUGACUAUGUGCUGACGAACUUCCUGCUCCUGAUCAUUAGGAACAUUGCAGCCGCGAGCAACGAUGAAAUCCUGUGCUUUAAGAAUGUCAUUGUGAAGAUCUCUACUCUACUAAUAAAUGGUGAUAUCAGUUUUGACCCGUCCAGCUUAGAAGGUCUGGAAAGCAAAACAUCAACGGCGAAUGAAACCAUUACGCCACUGAUUGACGAUCUUUCAAGCGAUCUAGACUCUCUGAACGAUCAGGUCCGAGCCUUAUCUAAUCUAAUUGAGGAACUGCGAAAUGAUCAAUAUGAAGAUAUAACCCCAACUGGGACGGAUCCAACCACAACUGAGUCGGAUACAACCACAAUUGGGUCGGAUACAAUCACAACUGAGCCGGAUACAACCACAACUGUGCCAGAUAUAACCCCAAAUGGGACGGAUCCAACCACAACUGAGGAACUACGAAAGGAUCAAUAUGAAGAACUUCCUGCAGCACCUCGGAACAAGGCUCGUCUUCAGAUAAUGGUUGAUCAGAGAGUGAACUUUGGCUAGGAAGAACGAACAUCGCUACAGAUCAUGGCAUUUGUGCAUUUUGCUAUACAAGUGCCUCGUGGAUUUCAUAUGCAUUAACCCGUUUUCUGAAAUCGCCGCCAGCCGAGAGUUCUAUAAAAAGUUACAAAUUCGGACAUGAUUUAGAGUCGUAUUUCAUUGACCCGUUUUCUGAAGUUGCCGCCAGCCGAAAAAAAAUCAUAGAAAGUUAUUAAUUCGGUGUUCAUUGUUGUGGGAAUUGUUACAUGAAUAUAUUUUUUUUUACCUAAUUCCCUUCUUAUAACUUUGGGUAAAAGGUAUCUUACACUGUCAACAACUUUCAUAAAGGAAUAGUGAACCAAAAUCGAAACUGGUAGUUGAAGUUUACAGUCAUGUAUUCAAAAUUCAUUAGAGCAAUAUAAAUGAUAUUUCUAUGAAUUCGCAUGUAAGUUUUAUCAUCAUUAAAUAUUUUGCAAUGGUUA